CCGCCGCCGCCGCCGCCGCUCCCCCCCGUUUCUGCUCUGGAGGCCGAGCCUCGCCUUGAGCCCGGCGCGGCUCGCUCACCGCCCCUUUCAGGGCCAACCGCUGGCCCCUCCACCACUCCCGCCCCUGCCCGGGGGCGUCCGCCGCGCGCCCCGCCUCACUGAGGGCAGACGCACCGGGCGCACGGGCGUCCUCAGCCCCGCCCCCGCGGCUCAGCGCGGGCGCCGGAACCGCCUGUCUCGCCCGGCCUCUCGGCGGCGCGCCCUGACUCCGCCAUGCGGGUUGAGGGCACGCAGCGAGGACGCACGCCCGGCGCGCGGGCGGUUCCUCUCGGCCCCGGAUGUGACUUUUCGGCGGCGGCGCCUCGUGCGGUACGCUCGACGGGAUUGGGCGCCCGCGGAUGAGGUCAUCACCGGGCGCCGAGCGGGGAGCGCAGGGUCUUCUCGGCCAUUAUGGCAGUCAAGUGGACUGGUGGACAUACUUCUCCUAUUCUCUGCCUGAAUGCAAAUCAAGAAGGCCUAGUGGCUUCUGGAGCAGAGUGUGGAGAUCUCAUGGCUUGGGGUGAAGAUGGCACUCCAUUAGGACACACACGGUUCCAAGGGACUGAUGAUGUUGCCAGUGUUUUAUUUUCUCCCUCCUGCCCCACUAAGCUAUAUGCUUCACAUGGAGAAACCAUUAGCAUACUGGAUGUCAGGUUCCUCAAAGGUUCCCUGGACCAUUUUCAUGUGAAUGAAGAAGAAAUCAAUUGUCUUUCAUUGAAUGAAACUGACAACCUACUUGCUUCUGCUGAUGACUCUGGGGCAAUCAAAAUCCUAGACUUGGAAAAUAAGAAAGUUAGCAGAUCCCUGAAGAGACAUUCCAAUAUCUGUUCCUCUGUGGCUUUUCGACCUCAUAGGCCUCAGAGUCUGGUGUCAUGUGGACUGGAUAUGCAGGUGAUGCUGUGGAAUCUUCAAAAAGCCCGGCCACUCUGGAUUACAAAUUUACAGGAAGAUGAAACAGAAGAAAUGGAGGGCCCACAGUCACCUGGUCAGCUCUUAAACCCUGCCCUAGCCCACUCUCUCUCCGUGGCAUCAUGUGGCAACAUUUUUAGUUGUGGUGCUGAAGAUGGUAAGGUUCGAAUCUUCCGGGUGAUGGGAGUCAAGUGUGAGCAAGAACUGGGAUUUAAGAGCCACACUUCAGGAGUGUCCCAGGUCUGCUUUCUGCCGGAAACCUAUUUGCUGCUCACUGGGGGGAAUGAUGGGAAGAUAAUGUUGUGGAAUGUGAGCAGUGAAAUUGAGAGAAAACAGAAAAGUCCUAUAAAACAUACCCGCAGAAAGAAAGCUAAGAGAGAAACUUACACCAAGCAAGUUGGAAAUACUAAGCCUUCAUUAACAGAUGAGGAAGAGCAUGGCAAUAUUUUACCAAAGCUAAAUCUUGAACAUGGAGAAAAGGUGAACUGGCUCUUGGGUACAAAAAUAAAGGGACACCAAAAAAUAUUAGUAGCUGAUCAAACUAGUUGUAUAUCCAUAUAUCCCCUAAAUGAAUUUUUAAUCUAAUAAAAACAUUUGAAAAACUG
Carlito syrichta (Philippine tarsier) is the source of this 1553-nucleotide messenger RNA. RefSeq names its product WD repeat domain 53 (gene WDR53). The coding region runs from base 451 to 1533 and encodes 360 amino acids. Lineage: Eukaryota; Metazoa; Chordata; Mammalia; Primates; Tarsiidae. The record is from RefSeq and is a predicted model, not a curated record. The transcript is spliced from 3 exons. Gene Ontology annotation, molecular function: protein binding.